AUCUAUUAAUAUUGACAUUUUUUAAAGGUAAAUCUGUUGCCAAUUGCGUAGGUGCUUUUUUUUUUUCUUGGAUGGAAACUGUAACCAUGUUUUAUUUUAAAUGUCAAUCACUUUUAUUUUUGCACGAUGCUGUAUUGUUGACAAGCGAAAUACUUGAAAGACACCGACUAUGCUUUUCGGUUUAUGAUCUAUAAAUCACGAUGACCAAUAAAUUAAAGCAGCGGAAGAAAACUGAAAACUCUUCGAAAGAAAGUGAUUCCAAUGGCCGUCAUUCAGAAGCGAUAUAUAAUACCGAAACUAGUUUGGACAACAACGUGUCACUUUCUGCCACUGAAGGAGACGAAAAGAAGAAAUUAAAUUCUUCCGAUCACUGUGAUAAUUCAAAAAAAGUUUCUCCAAAAAAUGGUAUUGAAAUGCUCACAAAAAAGAAAGCCUUGCAGGUAAAAGAAGCAAAUUUAGACUCAUUUUCUGAUGAGGAGGAGGAUUUACCUAGUGCCUUUUUCAACAAAAAUGUUAAACCACCAGCUUUUCACUUUGAAAUUGAUGCAGCUGCUUUGACAAUGUUUGUAAUUGCCAUAUGCACUCGUAUGUGGCGAUUAGAAGAUCCUAAAAGCAUUGUUUUUGAUGAAUUGCAUUAUGGAAAGUUUGCUAGCAUGUACAUGAAACGGACAUUUUUCUUUGAUUCUCAUCCUCCUCUUGGUAAACAACUUGUAGCUCUUGCUGGUUACCUUACUGGGUUUGAUGGUAAUGCACAGUUUGAUCGCAUUGGUGGAGAUUAUUCUGAACAUGUUCCAGUUCGAGCUUUACGUGCUGUUCCUGCAUUUUUUGGCAGUCUACUUAUCCCAACAGUUUAUUACUUAAUCAUUGAAUUAGGUUUCACAAGCAGGACUGCCAUGCUGGCUGGCAUACUAAUUAUUUUUGAAAAUGCAUAUUUGACUCAAUCACGUUUUAUUUUGAUGGAAAGUAUGCUGAUUUGGUUUUCAGCAUUUGGUUUAUUAGCCUACUUAAAAUUCAGGAAGAUUUCCAGGCCCUUUAGUACUCAGUGGUGGGCCUGGUUGAUUACAUGUAGUGUUUCACUUACAUGUGCUAUAUGUGUCAAAUACUCAGGGAUUUUCUCAGCAUUCUUAGUAGUUGGUUUACUCAUCUCUGAUUACUGGAAGAUGAUAUCUGAUAGAAGUCUUAGUUUUGUGAAGUUAUUGGCUCAUUUGUUUGUGAGAUUUAUAGCAGUGUUCAUUAUACCCAUGUGCAUUUAUCUGUUAGUUUUUUAUAUCCAUUUAAAUGUUCUGACAAAAGCUGGUCCACAUGAUAAUAUUAUGACAAGUGGAUUUCAAGCUAGUUUAGAAGGUGGUUUGGCAUCUAUUACUAAGGGACAGCCACUGGAAAUAGCGCAUGGAUCUCAAAUUACCUUACGCCAUACGCAUGGGCGCGCAUGUUGGUUACAUUCUCAUCCACAUGUGUAUCCUCUCCGUUAUCCAGAUAAAAGAGGAAGCUCUCAUCAGCAACAAGUUACAUGUUACAGUUUCAAAGAUGUUAAUAAUUGGUGGAUUGUUAAACGUCCUAAUGUGCCUGAUUUGGUGGUUUCAGAUCCUAUUGAUAAAAUCAAACAUGGGGAUGUAAUUCAGAUUAUCCAUGGUAUGACCAGUCGUCCUCUCAACAGCCAUGAUGUUGCUGCUCCAAUGUCACCUCAGAAUCAAGAAGUGUCUUGUUAUAUUGAUUAUAAUAUUUCAUUUCCUGCUCAAGAUUUAUGGAAAGUUGAAGUGCUUAAUAGAGAAACUGAAGGUGAUGUAUGGCACACAAUCCAUUCCCAUGUGCGUUUUAUCCAUACAACUUCUGGUCAAGCAUUGAAAUUUAGUGGAAAGCAAUUGCCAGAAUGGGGAUUUAAUCAGCAUGAAAUUGUCACAGAUCGUGUUGUUAACCAAGAUGACACUAUUUGGAAUGUUGAAGAACAUCGUUACACUAAAAAGGCUGAUCAAAAAGAAAGAGAGCGUGAUAUGGGAAUGGCAGAAUUUGUACCUCUGCAGCCAACAAAAUUAUCAUUUUUUGAAAAAAUGUGGGAAUUACAGUACAAGAUGUUUACUACUAAUAGUGAAAAUGUGCAAGAUCACAUUUAUAGUUCGACAGCAUUUGAUUGGUUAUUCCUAACACGUGGUAUUGCAUAUUGGGUUAGUCCUCAUAGUAAUGCUCAAAUACAUCUGCUUGGUAACAUAACUACAUGGUAUAGUGCAACUUUGGCUUUGGGCUUAUACUUAUUUGUUUUUGUUUAUUAUUUACUGCGUCGGCGCAGGCAAUGUUAUGACAUACCUGAAGAUGUAUGGAAUAAAUUUUGUAUUGCUGGCAAAGUAUGCAUAUUAGGGUAUCUCCUGCAUUUUAUACCAUAUUUUUUUGUUGAUCGCACAUUAUUCCUUCAUCAUUAUUUACCAGCAUAUUUUUUUAAAUUGCUGCUUUUGGUUACAUUGAUAGAACACAUUAGUUGCUUAGUUUGCCUUAUUAAAUACAGUUUUCUACAACGCACAUUUUUACGUAUUUUUAUCGGAGUUAUUGUUAUUUGGGUUGGAAUUGUGCUGUAUACAUUUAGAGCUUUUGUUCCAUUUAGUUAUGGAACAUAUCCUUUGUCUUCUCAACAAGUUCUUCAGCUGCGCUGGAAGGAUACAUGGGAUUUUAUCAUUCAUGUUCCAUAAAGUGAUAAAUGUGAUUUGUUUUAUGUAUCGAGAUUUCUGUAAAGAUAGCAUUUUAAAAUUGCAGCAAUCUGCAUAGAUGUUUCUAUUUCAUGUGGUUAUCCAUUAAUAUGGAAUUUUGGAACAUGACUAAAAGCCAUUUUGCAUUUCAUUUUAAUAAAUGAAAAUUGAAUAUCUUUACAUAAAAUUUAGAGUGGUAAUCUUUACAUAAAAUGUAGUGUAAUAUCUUUACAUAAAAUUGUUUUUCCUCCCAUAUAGCCUUAAAGAAAUAAAAUUUACUAUGCCUCUUUUAUACAAUAGCAGGUAGACGAAAAAAAACAACUGUGUUAUCAUUAUACUCAUAAAAGGAAUACUUAUUUUAAUUUUAUUUGAAUCUCAGUUGAUUUUUUUUUUUUUUUU
This is a messenger RNA of Argiope bruennichi, 3074 nucleotides long. It is a transcript of the gene rt, whose product is annotated as protein O-mannosyl-transferase 1-like. Gene Ontology annotation, biological process: protein O-linked glycosylation via mannose. The record is from RefSeq and is a predicted model, not a curated record. Lineage: Eukaryota; Metazoa; Arthropoda; Arachnida; Araneae; Araneidae. Bases 201 to 2678 code for a protein of 825 amino acids. The transcript is spliced from 20 exons. Gene Ontology annotation, molecular function: dolichyl-phosphate-mannose-protein mannosyltransferase activity. Gene Ontology annotation, cellular component: endoplasmic reticulum; membrane.